Blastomyces gilchristii SLH14081 is the source of this 3772-nucleotide messenger RNA. RefSeq lists its product as uncharacterized. The transcript is spliced from 2 exons. The record is from RefSeq and is a predicted model, not a curated record. NCBI's taxonomy places the organism in Eukaryota, Fungi, Ascomycota, Eurotiomycetes, Onygenales, Ajellomycetaceae. The coding region runs from base 17 to 1645 and encodes 542 amino acids.
UGGAUCCACCCUACAUAUGCAGUCGACGGGUCCCAAUUUCAAAAAUCUUGUUCAGAACUCACUUUCCUUUUCCUUUGCCACAAGUUUACACAGUAACAGUGCAAAGAUGUCGGUUGAAUCGGAAAUUCUAUCGCUUUUGACAGCGUUACUACAAGUAUCGCCAGGCAUGCUACAAGCUCAUCGUACAGAAAUAAUUCCUGUACUUGAGACACUUGCAGAACGAGUUGGAGUAACAGUUAUUCAAAACCCCUUCAGUGCAUCGUAUCAGCAAACCGCUCCCCCAUUGCAAUACCCGACUCCCGACCCCCUCGCCCCUCAAAGCACUGCCUAUGAAGAGAGCAGUUCUAUCUCUUUUGUUAGGUCAACCCAACAGACCUCCGCCGAUGUAAUCGCAGUUGCGGAAGUGGAUUCGAUCGAUUCUCCCGCCUCACUCCAGCAAACCUCCGGCGAGUUAGACACUAUUGACGACUCCUCCCUUUCCGUCAACAAUGAACCACUUGAGAAUUUAUUUCGGCCUCAGCAGUUUCUGGAUAAGAUACAAGAAAAUCUCGAGAAGAUUGUCAAGUUUUCCACUAAUAAUUCGUCCAACAUCAUCAAAAGUGUCCUUGCUGUUGAGGAUGAUCGCCUUCGCGAUAUAAAAAGCAUUAUUGGAAAGAAGAAACCAACUCCCAAUGACAGAUAUGUUCAGUGCCUUGCCCAACGAUCGCUAGCACUUGAGUACAAUCAAUGGGACCUCAAGAGAGGAGGGACAAGGCUAGAUGAUGUAUUCAAGAAUGCACCAUCAGCUAAGAUCAAAAAAAGAGGGAACUUUACAUACUAUGUACAACGUGUUCGCCGGUUCAAUGACUUUCAAACAGCUUACAAAGCACUUAAGCGUGGUGUUCGACAACUGAUAAUUGAGGAGAAAUGUGAUUUCUCUGGAAUAGAAGUGGUAAUCCCGUUUACAUAUCAAUAUUUUGAUGCUUUGUCUUAUGACGACCUUCACAUGUUUGGCAUCCUACUCCAACAGAAAAUGGACAUACUUGGUACCCUCAAACAGGCUUCAUCCUGGGUUGAGAAUAGCCAGUCAAUAUACGAUGGGUACAGGAAAGAUAAACGACCUCGCCUUGAAUUGGAAUCGUCCUUGCCGAGAACCAAGCGCCCACGCUGGGCUGGACCCAUUGACAUACAAAACCCCGAGAGCUCAUCAGCGCACUAUUCUUCAUCGACACCGUAUGCCUCCGAGCGGAGUCUCGCCAGAUUGAAUACCAAUAAUGCCACCAGCAUGACUGAAGAAUGUGCAGCGCGACACAACAUCCCAACCACAGACGAAACAUUCGUCCACGCCCUGAAUACUAUACCCUUGCCCCGUGACAAUCGGUCAUUCCCUCCACAAUAUGGCAUGGGAGACGCCUGGGCGGAUACGAGGGAGUGCUUCAUGAGUAUGCAGCUACCGCAAUACGGCUUUCCUGAUGCCUCCGCAGGUGGAUACUCGUUGGCAGACUCACAAAUACCACAGUACGGCAUUCCGGAUGCCUCCGCCGGUAUACUUUCUCUACCUCAUCCGAUGAACAGCCAUCGACAAGAACUUGCUCUCAUUACCGACACGCAAAUACCGCAGUAUGGCAUUUCUAACGCAUCCGCGGGCGGAACAACAACAGUCUGAAGAAACCAUCAAACGAUCAAACGUAAGCUGUGCAAUAGCUAAUGAACAUAAUGAAUUUUUGCUUUAUGCGCCUCCUUCCAUGUCCAACACAAUAAGAAGUGAUAUUCCCCCUCCUUUAUCACUCAGGAUCAUGUUAUCGUCUCCUGACACAAGAAUAAACUCCCCAUGAUCUAAUUUUUGUUUAUCUUGGAACCUGGGGAGACCGUUGUUCUCAUCGACAUAUUCUAAGCCCAUAAUGACUAGAUGCUUGCCAGGGAAUGGCCUUUCCAGUAUACCACUCUUAUCAGUCCAAACAAUUGCAUAUGCUUCGGCAACAUUUUUGAAGGGAUCAUCCUUGAAUGUCUUCGAGGUUCUUCUGGAUAUAUAUUCGAGGUUUGCUUCAUCCUGAUUCAUGGUUAGCACAUUUCCAGGACUGCUGAUGGCUGUUCUCAAACCUUUAACCAUUGUGUAAUUACUGGCUCAAUAUCUUUCUCACAGUCGGGAGGAAAGAGCCAAGGAUAGGUGGGGUGCGAACUUCGUUUCACCUUUGAUCUCACUUUCGAUGCCGCUUUGGCUGCAGUGUCUUGAAGUGGCUGCAUUCUGCACAGCUUGGGUGAUAUGCCAGUUGGAUAUGACAGGGGAAUGUAGAUCUGUUCCAAUGAUUAGAACCCGACUAGGCAACAGGUGACUAUAUAUAUCGCCUACAUGGAAUGUUAUGCAAUCGACUUAAAAUGAUGUGAAAUUCAACGCUGGUAUCUUAGUACAAAAACAGGAUUUUUCGCCUGCUUCUGCCUCCAACUUAUAUCUCAGCGGGGCUAAGCGGGGUCAAAUGUAAUCGGAAAAACUAUUGGUCCGAGAGAGCCAUCGACAACCUUUAACCAUAAUCCUCCGUAUUACAUCCUGUUCCCAGCGAGCUGUCUUCUUCCAAAGAUACCGCCCGUGGACGCUCGCUUUGCUGCUUGCGCAGCCCAGGGCCCCCUUUCACCCCAUAUUGCCCUUUUUCGGAAAAGUUGGUUUUUCUAACUGGUAGUUAGUUACGGUAUACGAAGCCUGGCUGGUAGGAUGAUGGGACGUACACUUCAUGAACUUCUUUAUAUUGAUGCUCGAGCUUCUACAAUGGCUCCGAAGACUCUGAAUGCUUGGUUAUCCAUGAAACGCUGUUGCAGUUGCUUCAUUGUAAUGGGCUGCGGAGGAUGGUUAGGCCUUUCUAGAGGUGUUCGGGGGCCAAGGGGUGAAGGGGGGGGAGCUUUGGUGCCGUUAGACUUUGCGGUUUUGGGCAUUGUGAUCGAUAAAUGAUAUAGCAAUUGUAAAGCCUCGCGGAUAUUGAAAUAGAGAAAUAGUGUUCCUCAGUUCUUUCUUGAUUGCUUUAGGAUCUCCGGGGGGGAUUGUGGCUCCUGAUAUGCCAUUCUGUCUGUACCCCUGGUACCAAUUCCUUUUCUCAUCUUCCCCUUUCACUGGACAACAUGGAUACGGAAGGAGACGACCGUUGCUCUCCCAUUCUAGAUGCAUGAAACUGUGCCGCACGCUGUAGUGCAUGGGUGUAGCGAAUCUGUACCCAUCUAGACCCUUGUGAUGGAUGCAUGAUAGAUUUGGAAAUACGGGUGAUGUGGAUCAAAGCACCGCUCGCCGGGUGAAAGCUCCUCUGGGUUCCAUCACCGCUUACUUUAGUUUUGUGUACUUCGAAAAAAGUAGGAAUACGGCUAGUGCAGACGGGACUCAGAUGUUUCGCUACGGAGUACUUGGAGCGACCAACGGAUCGGCAAAUCACUCCGCAAAUUGCCACUUUGGGGGAAACGGCAGCACCACCUCUUCAUUGACUGGGAAAAACUAUCGCGCAAAAUAAACCCUCUGAAUUACAAAUGAAAGAAAAAGCUAUUCGGAAUUAUUCAAACACUCUCCAAUCCUGUUGCUCUGCUCUAGUAUUGAUCUUGUCUUAUCAUCAUCUAUCAUCAUAUCUUCUGCGACAAAUUUUGUCAGAACUUCAGGCACAAGCAUCUUCAGAAUAUACAUUGCAAUCCCACACUUUUGAACAAGACUCUUCUGUAUAGCGGCCUCUCUGAGAUCACUUGUAAAAAGAUAUGCAAUUUCUUCUCCACUAUAUAUUUAUUAGCAUAAUGACAUUAAUAUGUUCUUGAAAUCCUAAGCUUA